Chaetomium strumarium is the source of this 1582-nucleotide messenger RNA. RefSeq names its product exo-rhamnogalacturonase B. Gene Ontology annotation, biological process: carbohydrate metabolic process. Bases 346 to 1575 code for a protein of 409 amino acids. The record is from RefSeq and is a predicted model, not a curated record. NCBI's taxonomy places the organism in Eukaryota, Fungi, Ascomycota, Sordariomycetes, Sordariales, Chaetomiaceae. Gene Ontology annotation, molecular function: polygalacturonase activity. The transcript is spliced from 2 exons.
CCUGAAUCAACGGUGCAUAUUUAUAUCUCCAUCCCCCGAAGGGAGGGAGAUUACCGCAAUACGGCUAUUUAACCGAGCCCUGGGGCGCAUAGAUGGCAUGCACCCUUUAUGCGGGGUGGUCCGAGCUACGGAUGGCAAUGACUUAUUCAUCUCAUCGAUCAUACCUUGGUGGUUGGGUUAUAGCGGCAGGGUUAACUUACUGAUGGGGGCGGGAAACAGGUAUAUAUGAAAAUGCAUCUCCAACAGCCCAGAAGAUGCAGUAUCAAGCUGCUCUGAUGAUAGGGGCACAAAGACAACACUACCCCUAUACCUUCCUUACCUGCUGCCCUGUCAGGCACCGUCAAGAUGAAGCUUUCCGCACCAGCAGCUGUCAUUCUCGCAAUAUGCGGGCACGGCGCCCUCGCGGAUGUGGUCAAAGAGGGCUCGACAUGCACCGUCACGCCGCUGGGCUCGGGCGAUGACACGCCCCAGAUCAAGAGCGCCUUCCAGCAGUGCGCGACAAACAGCCGCAUCAUCUUCCAGGAAGGCACAUACAACAUCCGGCAGGUCAUGGAGUUCACCAAGCUCCAGAACGUCACGAUCGACAUACUGGGCAAAUGGGUGUGGAGCGCCGACAACCUGCAGUACUGGAUCGGCAACACGCUGCCGGUCGACUACGCGGGCCUGCACACGGGCUGGAAGCUGGGCGGCCGCGACAUCCGGCUGCUGGGCCACGGCAGGGCGCUCUUCGACGGCAACGGGCAGGUGUGGAUCGACGAGAACCGCGACGGCAGCAACCGGCGCGGCCGCCCCAUCAACCUGACCAUCUGGCGCGCCACCAACGUGCUCGUGGACGGCAUCACCUGGCGCCAGUCGCAGUUCUGGCACACCUUUGUGGCCUACAGCAAGAACGUCACCAUGACCAACCUCGACAUGAGCACGCAGAGCAGCUCGCGCUGGUCGGCCGUCAACACCGACGGCGUCGACACGUGGAACUCGGAGGACGUGUUCAUUCGCAACUGGACCGUCCGAUGCGGUGAUGACUGCAUCUCAGUAAAAGCCAACAGCAAAAACAUCGACGUGCGCAACGUGACGUGCUACGAGUCCGGCUGCGCCGUGAUCGGAUCCCUGGGCAACGGCAACAACGGGCCCGAGACGGUCGACGACGUGCUCUUCUCCGACUUCCGGUGCAACCACUCGUCCAACGCGGCCUGGAUCAAGACAUACCCAUCAUCAUCAGGGCGCGUGCGCAACGUGACCUUCCGCAACUUCGAGUUCAGCGACGUCAACCAGCCCAUCUACAUCACGCCCUGCACCUACUCGGGCCAGAACUGCGACGGCUCGCGCCUGCCCAUCGAGGACAUCACCUGGUCCAACAUCCGGGGCACCAGCCGCUACAACGUCGCCGCGGGCAUGCACUGCUCGGCCGCCGCGCCGUGCAAAAACCUCAGGUUUGAGAACAUCGACAUCCGCCCCAAGGACGGCGGCGCCGCAAAGGUGCUGUGCGCCAACAUCCAGAACCAGGCGAGCAUGGGACUGCAGUGCACGGGGAGCUGUCCCGGCAACUGGCCGCAGCAGCUGAAUGGGGACCGGUGAAGAAGGG